AUGCAUCACACGACACUUUCCACUCUUGCAAUGGCCCUGCUGGCGACCCUUCCAGGCGCCCAGGCUGGCCUUUACACAAAGAAGUCUCCUGUGUUGCAGGUGGAUGCGAAGGACUAUGACAGAGUGAUCGCCAAAAGCAAUUACACCUCGAUUGUUGAGUUCUAUGCUCCAUGGUGCGGCCACUGUCAGAACCUCAAGCCAGCUUACGAGAAGGUCGCCAAGAACCUCGCAGGUCUUGCCAAGGUGGCCGCCGUCAAUUGCGACGAUGAUGCCAAUAAACCGUUCUGCGGGUCAAUGGGGGUCCAGGGCUUCCCGACUCUAAAAAUUGUUCGGCCCAAAAAGGGUGGGGGAAAGCCAAUUAUCACAGAUUACCAGGGCCCGCGCACAGCAACAGCCAUUGUCGAUGCCGUUGUUCAGCAGAUCAACAAUUAUGUUGUCAGAAUUGAGGACAAGAGCCUUGACAAGUUCCUGAGCGAUAAAAAUGAGACAGCCAAGGCGAUCCUUUUCACAGAGAAGGGCACUACCUCGGCUCUUCUCAAGAGCCUUGCCAUCGAUUUUUCCGAUGUCAUCACGAUUGGACAGGUCAGAAACAAGGAGACGAGAGCGGUCGAGACGUUCGGCAUUAGCAAGUUUCCUACAUUUAUCCUCCUUCCUGGUGGAGAUGCCCCUGGCAUCGUGUAUGACGGCGAGAUGAAGAAGGAGGCUCUGGUCAAGUUCCUCUCUCAAGCCGGUCAGCCCAACCCAGACUGCCCUCCACCCAAGGCCAAGAGCAACGGUGAUAAGAAGGAUAAGAAGAGUGCCAAGACAUCAGAGCAGAAGUCUUCUACCAAAUCCAAGACCUCGACUGCUAGCGCCGAGUCAAAGGUUGAAUCUACAACGCAGGAAGCUCCCGUCAUUGUCGAGACAGCUCUUCCAAUCCCCGCCAUCAAUACCCAUGAAAAGCUAGUGAAGGAGUGCUUGAAUGAGCAAGCGCAUACCUGUGUUCUCGCCUUCGUCUCAUCAAGUGAGGACGAAAAAGCCAGAAAGGCACUUUCCAGCCUUUCUCAGUUAGCUCACAAGCACGCACAGAGCAAGCGCAAGCUGUUCCCAUUCUUCGAAGUCCCUACUAAAGACAACGAAGGUGCUGCUUCAGUCCUCAAGGCACUCGAGCUAACUGGAGACGUUGAGCUUGUUGCUGUGAAUGCGCGCCGGGGUUGGUGGCGUCACUAUGAGGCUGGCGAUUUUAACCACAAGAGUAUUGAAAGCUGGAUUGAUGCCAUCCGCAUGAGCGAGGGCACCAAGAAGAAGCUGCCAGAAGGUAUUAUCGCUGCCGCUGCCGAGAAGCCCUCGUCAUCAUCUUUGGCCGCGACAUCCGAGUCCACACCGCAGCCUGCCGAGGACAGCAGCAGCACUGAAACCGCCGGAACUGCCGGAAGCUCUACCGAGGCUAUGUCAACCGAAUCCGCAUCCUCCACUGCUGAGCCCGAGAAAGUCGAAGAGCACGAUGAGCUCUAA
Molecule: messenger RNA, 1494 nt
Organism: Thermochaetoides thermophila DSM 1495
Lineage: Eukaryota; Fungi; Ascomycota; Sordariomycetes; Sordariales; Chaetomiaceae
Exons: 2
Coding region: 1-1494 (497 amino acids)
Biological process (GO): response to endoplasmic reticulum stress
Cellular component (GO): endoplasmic reticulum lumen
Molecular function (GO): protein disulfide isomerase activity; protein-disulfide reductase activity
Source: RefSeq, a predicted model, not a curated record